UCGUGACUUGUCAAAAACAAAACAAAAAGCUUAUCACACGAAGGUCGCACUCAGUUUGUGGUGGAAAAUCCGGGUUUGUGCAGUAAAUUUUUCGAUCCUAGUCCAAGUGAAGCGAGUUCCGCCAGACCCAGCAGCAUCGCGAUGGAACCGCCGGCAUUUCAUCCGUGCGACGAGGCCGUCAUCUCGACGAACGACGAUGCCAGCAAUUGCAAGCGUUCGGCUGUCAAACUUGGCUAUUGGAAGGACGAUUUUCUGAGCUACUUCGUCCGCAGCCCGGACCGCAAGGCGCCGGAAAUAAACCGAGGCUACUACGCGCGGGUCAAAGGGAUCGAGAUGUGCAUCGAGAAAUUUUUCAAGAAAACAGGUGACAAAUGCCAAAUCAUAAAUCUUGGAUGUGGCUUCGACACAUUAUACUGGAGACUUCGCGAAUCCGGCCACAUGAUUUCCAAUUUUGUCGAGAUGGACUUCCCAACUGUUACAGCAAAGAAGUGCUACAUGAUCAAACGAAAUAAGAUACUUUUGGAUAAAAUCCACGUCGAAGAUGGAGAAGUGCGUCUGAGCUCGACCGAUUUGCACUCAACCAAUUACCACAUAGUUGGAGUGGAUUUACGAAACAUCGACGAAGUGGCCAUCAAAUUGCAACAAUCCGAAGUAGAUUUCACCAUCCCGACAAUCUUCUUGGCCGAAUGCGUGCUGGUGUACAUUGAGCUACAAAAUAGCAACAACCUUCUGAAGUGGUUUGCUUCCAACUUCAAAUCGGCGGCGUUCGUCAACUACGAGCAGGUCAACAUGAACGACCGGUUCGGUGAGGUCAUGCUGAACAACCUGAGGCAACGCGGUUGUAGUUUGGCGGGCGUGGAGGCCUGCGUGUCUUUGGAUACACAGAUUUCGAGAUUCUUAAGCUGCAACUGGCACGGUGCUCGGGCGUGGGAUAUGGUGCAAAUCUACCACAGCAUACCGGCCGGUGAGCGGGUGCGCAUUGAACGUCUCGAAAUGCUGGACGAAGCAGAGCUGCUGAUGCAGCUGUUCCAGCACUACUGCAUCUCGGUGGCCUGGAUCGGUGAGCUGUUCCAGGAUAUCGAAAUCACCGUUGAGAAACGACUUUCAUCCUUGAACAUUGACUAAAUCAAUCGAGAGGGCGGCAUCUUUUGCUGCCACACCAUUCGUCGUACUGGCGGACGUUAAUUUUUUUUUGCGCACAUGGCACUUUCUUGUUUAGUUUUGUUUUGCGUUAGUGCAGUAGUCUAAGAGAAAAAUGCAAAAGUCAUAAAGACUUGCUCGCGUUAAAUGUGACAAUUUUCCAAAAUUCAAAAAGUUUUAUUUAUUCAAUCAUCGUUACCUAUUCUAAUGUCGAAUGUUCCUUUUUCUUAAUUUUUCCUAAGAGUCAAAAUUAUCAAGAUCAAAAUAGAAUCCAAAUGUUCAACUCAAAGCUAUUUAUCAACGUAGAAAGAUGUUCUAGCGGAAGCAAAUCAAAUAUAUAAUAUUUACGGUCAUUACAACAUUAUGAUGAGGCAAGCCAAACGAGCAGCAGUAUGAUAAGUACAGUACUAUAAUAUUAGCUCACAAACUUCGAAAAUUUUCCGAUUGUAGAUAGAUUUAACAAAUUUUGUCGGUCGUACAUUCAAAUUCGUCGGAGAUUAGCAAAGUGUAUUACUCGCACGAUUCAAACUUUCAUUCACCCAUAUCGUUGUCUCACUUGGAAGAACCCAUCUGUGUGGAUAUGUUAUUUGAGUUUUACAUUUCACGUCACGUCAUCUCGAUCGUAGCCUGUCAAAAGACAGGAGUACUGAAGAAAAAAAUUAUAAUGCAAUUGACAUUUCUGGUGUAUUGUUCGUAUAUCUUUCAGGUAGAAUUUUGUUGCUAUAAUCGUAAGUGAUGAAAAAUAAAACCUUGGACUGAAAA
Molecule: messenger RNA, 1902 nt
Organism: Armigeres subalbatus
Lineage: Eukaryota; Metazoa; Arthropoda; Insecta; Diptera; Culicidae
Product: leucine carboxyl methyltransferase 1
Exons: 5
Coding region: 142-1125 (327 amino acids)
Biological process (GO): C-terminal protein methylation
Cellular component (GO): cytosol
Molecular function (GO): protein C-terminal leucine carboxyl O-methyltransferase activity
Source: RefSeq, a predicted model, not a curated record